Trametes versicolor FP-101664 SS1 is the source of this 789-nucleotide messenger RNA. RefSeq lists its product as uncharacterized. NCBI's taxonomy places the organism in Eukaryota, Fungi, Basidiomycota, Agaricomycetes, Polyporales, Polyporaceae. The transcript is spliced from 5 exons. Gene Ontology annotation, biological process: regulation of DNA-templated transcription. Gene Ontology annotation, molecular function: zinc ion binding; DNA-binding transcription factor activity, RNA polymerase II-specific. Bases 1 to 789 code for a protein of 262 amino acids. The record is from RefSeq and is a predicted model, not a curated record.
AUGUCUUUCGCUGGCACCCCCUCCCAAGUUUAUCCACGCCCACACGGCACAAACCUGCAGAACGCGGAGGCACCCCAAUUCCUCACUACGCAGCAGAUGCAGGCGCAGCAGUUCAUGGCAAGCCACACUGCCGGCGAUCCACUUGGACGGCAGUAUGCACACCCUGAUGGGGGUGUUGGCGGAGGCGAUCCACGAGCUUACGCGGCCUCGCAUGCGCGUGCACAUCGCUGGUCCCCACUUAUGCAGAGUACCGCGGAGGGUACCGGUACUGCUUCUCAGAUCGUCACCGUAGCGUGUACGCAAUGCCGGCUCAUCAAGAAGAAAUGCGACAACGGGCAGACCUGCGCGACCUGCCGCAAGAAGGGCUACAUAUGCACUAGACCCGCAAGAAAGGCCCGAAAAGGCCGGGCUCCUCGAGGCCAGCGAUCCGCUUCUGAGAACUGUCCGCCUUACCAUUCCGUAACGCCGCUGCCUUUGUCGGGCCCCUCAGUAGUACUAUCGCCCUCGCAGACGUUCCAGACCGCCACCGGCUCCGGGUAUCCCGCUAUCCCCUACAAACCCAACUAUGGCAUCCAUCCCCACCCUCCCAGCUUCCACGCCGACUCCCAUACUGUCCAGAGUCACAACUUCCAGGGCGGGCAGUAUCACGCUCGGGUCGAUAUUGGCGGAGAGUCCAUGUCCGGCGCGUUCAGCGGGUGGCAAGGAGGAGCGAUGAGCGCACCGCUCCGCGACCCGUUCUUUGUAGGCCCAAUUCCCGGUCCUCAUGCCGGUGGUCCGCCGUACUUCUAG